UUUUAUUAGAAUUCGACUUUCUAAGGCUGUUUUCCUGAAGGAAGGGUGACAUCAUUCAUCGUAGUUCACUCCGUUAAUGUGAACAGCAGCAUCGAGUUUUAAAUCGGUCCUCAUCUGGAUGUAGAAAAAUUUUUCAUCCUCAUGUUGAAAUUCGUCGAUAUCUUCUUUUUUCGCCAGUUUUAAAAUCUUUCUCCACUCUCAAUCAUAAGUCUAAACGUUUACGUUGUUCAAACUUCCCCUUGCAGAAAUGUCAGAAGAUGUCUGGCGGAAGGUGACAAGAUGUUAACAUUUUGUUAGUUACUACUAUCGGUGGUGUGACGUCUGCAGUUUCGUACACAGCCUUUUGAACAGAGGAAAUGGCUGACUAUCCAAGACCAUUUAUUAGAUAUGAUGGUGAAGAUGACGAUGAAGACGAUGAAGAAGAUGCAAUUCCUAAGAUUAGAAUUGGGGUCUGUGCAAUGAGCAAAAAGACCAACUCCCAACCUAUGCAAGAGAUCUUAAAUCGAAUGUCAGCAUUUGACUGUGUGGACAUAUCUGUGUUUCCUGAUGACACUAUCCUGAAUGUUCCAGUGGAGGAAUGGCCCAUUUGUGACUGUUUGAUUUCAUUUUACUCCAAAGGCUUUCCACUUGAGAAAGCAAUUGAGUAUGCCCAGCUGAGAAAACCAUUCAGUCUAAAUGAUUUGGAAAUGCAAUAUGCCCUGAUGGACAGACCAACAAUGUACAGUCUUUUGGAGAGUGCAGGGAUUGAAACACCAAGACAUGCUAUUUUGCUACGAGAUGAUGAUGGAGAUCCCAUAAACACUAAUUUUGUUGAGACGGAUGAUUCUGUACAGAUUGGUGAUGUUGUAUUCCAAAAACCCUUUGUUGAAAAACCAGUAAAUGCAGAAGACCACAAUGUGUACAUAUAUUACCCCUCAUCAGCUGGAGGUGGCAGUCAAAGAUUGUUCCGAAAGGUGGGAAAUAGAAGCAGUGUGUACUCAGGUGAGAGUUCUGUGCGCAAGGAAGGGUCUUACAUUUAUGAGGACUUUGUGGUCACUGAUGGAACAGAUGUGAAGGUGUACACAGUGGGCCCAGAGUAUGCUCAUGCUGAGGCACGGAAGUCUCCUUCACUUGAUGGAAAAGUUGAAAGAGAUAGUCAAGGAAAGGAGAUACGUUAUCCUGUCAUCCUAAACCAGUAUGAGAAAGAACUGGCAAAUAAAGUCUGCAACCUGUUCAAGCAAACAGUUUGUGGGUGUGAUUUACUGCGCACUCAUGGCAAAUCCUAUGUUUGUGAUGUCAAUGGCUUCAGUUUUGUAAAGACAUCCAAGAAGUACUAUGAUGAUGCAGCACAGGUCUUAAUGAGCCUUAUUGUACAUAAACUAGCACCUCAAUUAUACACACCGUACAAUCUUGAUUUACCAGAAGAGACACCCACUGUUGAAGCCCUGGAGGGUACCAUGUUAGAGCUAAGGUGUGUUAUUGGCAUUAUCAGGCAUGGUGACCGAACUCCAAAGCAGAAAAUGAAGAUGGAAGUCAGGCAUCCAAGAUUUAUUGAACUUUUCAAGAAGUAUCUUGGCUUUGAUGAACACAAGCUCAAGUUGAAGAGGCCGACCCAGUUACAAGAGGUGUUGAAUAUUGCCAGAGAUUUGCUAGCCAACAUUAAGGAGGGGAUUCCAAUCUUUGAGAGGCGUAACAAGCUCCAUCAACUCAAAAGUGUGUUGGAAAUGUAUGGGUAUUUCUCUGGAAUUAACAGAAAGGUUCAAUUCAAGUACCUUGGCAAACCUCGAGAUGGGAGUGAAAGUGAAAGCAGUGAGAGUCGACUAACAGAUUCUGGUUCUGAUGAGAAGAGUGGAAAGCAAAAAGUAGGGAAGGAAGCAAAAACAAAAGACAGUAAAGAAGGCACAGGGCAAUCAAGUGAAGAAUCACAGGAAAAUGAAGAAACAAAAGAUGAAAAACUAAAGGUACCAGUUGACUCUGAACACGCACUGCUGCUGAUAGUCAAGUGGGGUGGAGAACUGACCACAAUGGGAAAGGAGCAGGCCUUACAGUUAGGACGGGCUUUCAGGAGCAUGUACCCUGGAGGUCAAGGGAGAUACUCUGCAAUGUCUGGCAUUGGUUUACUGCGACUUCAUAGCACCUACAGGCAUGACUUGAAGAUUUAUGCAUCUGAUGAGGGACGAGUUCAAAUGACAGCUGCAGCAUUUGCAAAGGGUUUUCUUGCACUUGAAGGUGAGCUGACACCAGUUCUUGUACAUCUGGUACGUAGUGAUAAGAACACCACGGAAAUGCUUGACACCUCUGAUGCUGCUACCAAGAUACUAGGAAAAGUAAAACACAGGCUUCAUGAAAUGCUUCAUUCCAAUGAUGAUUUCAAAGAAGAGGAUUUUGCUAGGCUUGCACCAAACAAGUCUCCUUCUGUGAUGAAUGCCAUGAAAUUUGUGAAAAAUCCAUACAAAAUGUGUGAAAAGCUGCACAACUUGGUAGCGAAUCUUACUGGACAAUUAAAGGAGCUGAUAUCCCAGAAAAUUUAUGAUCCAAGAGAUCCUUUCCUUUAUCAUGACGAAACAUUGGAGCUGAUGAUGCACAGGUGGACGAAGUUAGAAAAGGAUUUUAAGUUGAAAAAUGGCCAGUUCGACAUCAGUCUUAUUCCAGAUAUCUACGACUGUAUCAAGUACGACGUGCAGCAUAACAGUAACCUGUGUUUGAAAAACGCUAUGGAUUUAUACAAGUGUGCCAAGGCUUUUGCAGACAUUGUUAUUCCGCAGGAAUACGGAAUAACAAUGGAAGAGAAGCUAGCCAUUGCUCAAAGAGUUUGUGUAAGACUUUUAAGGAAGAUUAGAGGAGAUCUCCGGCACGCAGACAAGUCAGAUAUACACACCCGCCUUAAUCCCAGUUAUUCACAGAGUGUGGAAACACCGCAUCGCCAUGUUCGAACAAGGCUGUAUUUUACAAGUGAGAGUCACGUGCAUACAGUGCUAAAUGCUUUUCGAUUUGGAAAGCUUUUUGAAGAUAUUCCGGAUAACCAGUGGCAGAGAGCUGUGUCGUUCUUAGGAGAGGUACCAGAAUUGAACUACAUGACUCAGAUUGUGCUGUUGUUGUAUGAGGAUCCAAAGGCGGAUCCUUUGUCUGAAAACCGAUUUCAUGUGGAGAUGCACUUCAGUCCUGGAGCCAAGACUAUGGAUGAUCCAGAGUUUUUAGCAAGGAACUCGCCUACAAGGAAACGAAGUGAGGAAGAUGUGAGAAUCUCGUCGGCUGCUGGUGGUUCAACGACGGGGAAUGUAUAUACAACGAGCAGAGGUGUCGCGGAUGAUGGCCAUCAAGUUCAGGAUAGUGUGGUUAAUACGACAACAUCAAUUAACAGUCCUAAUUCUUCCUCUGCUCCUUACGGAAUAGCCACAAGUACUUAUCCUGGACAAUCCCAGACGACGGAAAAAACUGGAAGUUUUGUUAACGACACUGCAAAUGACAUAGGUAGCUCUGUAAGUGCAGAGCAGAACUCCGCUGUGGAGGAAGCUUUGGAAAGCGAAGAAUUUGAACCGUACGAUGAGACUGUAUACGCUGGUAAUGAGCGGCCACGUUUUUCAAUCGGUAUGGAAGACUAUUCAGAUUCUGCCGUGGGUCCAAGCACAGGUGAUAGUACUGUGUCUUCGGGUACAUCUAUUGAUGACUCGUCUGGUGAAGAGAAACCGUUAAAGAGGCAAAGGAACAGUUUGAGUGAAACAGAAAUUAGCCCCGCCCCAACUGAAAUUGAAAGGAGAUGUAAAUCGGACAGUGACGUGUUAUCCGUUGGAAGUCCAACAAGGGAUUCUCCUCUAAGAAGAAAAACGAAGGACCAAGAGGCAAGUUCGAUAAAAUGCAUCGUGGAAGAAGAUGAUUCCAAACCACUUGUGGCCAGUCGAAGGCCGAAGGCUCAUUCGGUUGAUGGAUCACCAGAUGAUUUUUGUUUUGGCAAGUUGAUAGAAGGCAGAGUAAAGCCUUCAUCGGCCAAGUCGGACACUUCUUCUGUUCGGCCACGUAAGGUCUCGUUUGAUAUGGUGCGAGACCAGGGAAAGAGCGACUUGGGCGGUCAGCCAUUAAAGGUUGUCCAGUCAACCCCGUCCUUGAAGAAGGGAGGUUCUCCGCGGAAAUUUAUACUUGGAACUACAACCUCCUCCAUUCGUGCAGUCAGAAAUCUUUCGUAUGCCAUUCAAAGUGCUUUGGUUGUCAAGCCAUAUUCUUUUACAAAAAGCACGAAAAACAGCCGAAAGCCACCAAUUGCAGACUUCUAUGAAGAAAUGACGAAAGUGGAAUCACUGAAUCCCUUGCGUACACUUCACAAUGCGAUACCACUGAGGGAAAUGGACAGCUACUUCGACAAAGCCACUGGUCAGAACUUUGAAGCUCUUGUUACACCAGUCGGUACUCCCUCGAGGAAGGCUUCGUCGAAGAAACUUGCUGCCAAAUCUUCAAAUCCUACACAGUUGCUGGCGAAGAUGUCCAGUGUAGCUAGCGAGGUCGUCGAAGGAGUCGAGGAGUUGCUCAAUGAAAAAUUUGAAGAACCAGAUUCUUGAUAUUUCAGGGUUCUCUUUCCGAUGAAAAUGACUGAAAAGCAGAUUUUGUUAAUGUUAUAAUUUGACUGGCGGAGUGCAUUUUAUGUGCAAUAAGUUGUUAGCUUUUAAAAAGUAACCGAAAUAUUUCGAGCUCUUUGAUAAGCCAAACACGUAUCAUUUAUUGAAACGGUAAAUCCAUAGAUAUUUUAUUAAAGAAAUAGACCGUACUUUCUAUCGGUUACCCAGCGAAAUAACACGAGAAAAAUUUGUAACCUACGGUCUGCAGGCGAUU
Molecule: messenger RNA, 4800 nt
Organism: Pocillopora verrucosa
Lineage: Eukaryota; Metazoa; Cnidaria; Anthozoa; Scleractinia; Pocilloporidae
Source: RefSeq, a predicted model, not a curated record